CUCAUAACAAGAAGCUAGCGAGCUAGCUAAGACACGGCCAUGGCCAGAGCCUUCGCCUUCGUCCUCCUCCUCCUCUCCGCCAACGUCGCCGUCAUGACGGCGACCACGCUGACCCUCCACAACCUCUGCCCGCACCCCGUCUGGCCGUUGGUCACCCCCAACUCCGGCCUCCCCUCCAUCUCCGACAACACCGCGCGCCUCGACCCCAAAGCGCUCCUCUCCCUCUCCUUGCCGUCCACCUUCUGGGCUGGCCGCGUCGCCGCGCGCACGGGCUGCGACGUCGCGGUGUCGAGCUGCGAGACGGGAGCCGCGCCCCCCGCUACCGUGGCGCAGGUCACCGUCCACGACCGCGGCAACCUCGACAUGGCGGCCUACAGCGUGAGCCUGGUGGACGGGUUCAACGUGCCCAUGGUGAUCAGCCCGCAGGCCGUCGGCGGCGGGCAGUGCCCCGCCCUCGGGUGCGCCGUGGACCUCAACUGCGACUGCCCGCCAGCGCAGCGCGCCGUCGACGGCGCCGCGUGCCGUGGCCCGCCGGCGUACUUCAAGAACCGGUGCCCGCUCACCAGGACGACCUCGACCGACGUCGAGCCCGUGCCGCAGAGCUGCCGCGCGCCGGGGGAGCUCAAGAUCGUCUUCUGCCAGCCGUCCAUGGUCGCCGCCGCCUCCGACAUGGUCAUCCGCACCGUCGUCGCCGACAGCUAGAUUGAUCGAGGCGUCGUCUCGCUCCAUUGGCUUCACUUUGUCGAUCGAAUCGUUGUCGUGCAUCCGUGCAUGUGCAUGUAUGGGUUUAGUAAUUGUUAAUUGCUGCUUAAUAUUUAACUGUUGAGAAAUUUGGCUC
Messenger RNA from Phragmites australis (common reed), 838 nucleotides. RefSeq names its product osmotin-like protein. The record is from RefSeq and is a predicted model, not a curated record. Gene Ontology annotation, biological process: defense response. Bases 40 to 702 code for a protein of 220 amino acids. Lineage: Eukaryota; Viridiplantae; Streptophyta; Magnoliopsida; Poales; Poaceae. The transcript has a single exon. Gene Ontology annotation, cellular component: extracellular region.